Messenger RNA from Egretta garzetta (little egret), 3562 nucleotides. It is a transcript of the gene LGALS2, whose product is annotated as galectin 2. The record is from RefSeq and is a predicted model, not a curated record. The coding region runs from base 3134 to 3562 and encodes 142 amino acids. The transcript has 8 exons. NCBI's taxonomy places the organism in Eukaryota, Metazoa, Chordata, Aves, Pelecaniformes, Ardeidae. Gene Ontology annotation, molecular function: carbohydrate binding.
GGAGUCGGCUUUAAGCAGUUGCCUGUCUGCUCCUGGUAGGGCCCGGCCCGGCCCGGCCGCCUCCCGCCUGGCUGAGCGGCUGAGAGCGGGCGGUUGGGCGAAGCCAUGGAUAUAACUAAGGGCUCCAGGAGUAUAAACUCCAUUUGCCCUCUUUCUCCUUGCGGCUCUGGUGAUCCAGGCCAGUCCUAACUGUGUCACUUAAUACUGCUUAUUUUUUCUGUGCUCUGCUGGUCUUGGAAGGAACAGCGUGUGUGUGUGUCCCUGUGGUGAUUUAUUGCUUUUGUUGUUUUUUUUAUUUUAUUUUUAAAGAAUGUCAGUGAAAGGUGCCAACUCCUUGACCUUCAGGGAGUGUACGCCUCCACCUGUUUGAAGAGUUCCCCAGUGCACCACAUCUGUGCUGAUGCUCAAAGCCAUCUGCUGGGGCUGGGCCUGCUGGAGCCUCCGUGAUAAGAGUGCAUGUAUGAUGCAGCCUGUUCAGCCUUGAAGUGCCUCAUCCUGGAGACAGAGGGCCAUCAAAGGGAGUUUGUUAAAGCUGAUUUUGGAGCAACAGAUAGUUUUGACUUGACAACCCCUUCCUCUGCAGACCUCAGCCACAGCCUUAGAUCCAGGGUGGAUCGCCCCUUUGGACCCCCUCAAAGCUGAUGGGUGUGGAUGAGCCACCCUUGGCAUCACGCCUCGUGUGUGUGACUCAGACGGAUUCUGCUUGUCUGAAGGAUUCCUGCAAGUCCUCAGAGUUGUCCAACCCGCCUGGGCUCAGCACUGGAGCCCGUGAGAAACACACUCAAAGCGAGUCACUCAGUGCAGGCAGCCUUGUUCUCCCUGUGCGGGAUGGACCGCUGCAGGCGGGGACUCGGCAGUCACUCUCUCUGCAUGCCCUUACUGUCCUGUCGGGUUGAAUCCAGGAUGGCUGCUCAGAGCUCAAUGGAAGGAGGUCCCCAUGGACCUUUUGUGUAUGGCGCAACGCUGCGUUUCUUUUUUGCUUAUUCGAGUUCCAGCCAGCUGGCCUCACGCUGUCUUUGUUGUGGGAAAUGGUCCUCAUGAAGUCAGGGGAGUUGGGCUUGGGGCAUCUGGGAAGUCCCCUGGCUUCCACUGUUGGAAGGUGUCUGCUCAUUUUGAAUGCCUCUGGUUUUCGGACUUAAUUGGACCCACCCAAGGGCUAGGUUUUUUUUUCAGAGGCACUGAAUGCCUCAGUACCUCCUACUGAUAGUAGAUAGUGUGGUGAGAGAUAGGCAUCUCUGAUACUCGAGCUGCAUUAGCCAAGGGAGACCCCACAUCCUUUUAGCCUCCAGGGCCUUCUAUCUUUCUAGUUUGCAAAGCUGGAUUAUUUAUUUAUUUUUAUUUUUAAAUCUGUCCAUGAGAGCUUUAAGAUGAGAAUCUAAACAAGAAGAGGGUUUUUUUGGAUGUGAACUUGGGUAUCUGUGCCAAUUUUCCCCAUGUGCAAGAUGAGGGGGCUGCCAUCUUCCUUACUCAAUGGUAAGGUAAAGCUGUUGGAGAUCUUAAGCUUUUGGUGCAAGAUGUAAGUGGAGCAUAGGACCUCAUGAAGCUGAUCCUUUGUGGAGAGCUCUUUGGAAGAUCCUUUUCCCAUUAAGCUAUUAAUAUCUCAUCCAGCAAGUUUGGGUAAAGCUGGGAGGUCCCAGAAGUCUGAGAGAGGGGGAAGCCACGAGCCUUCUAUGCAUCUUCUCUUUCGGAAGCUUUCAACACAAGUGCAUUUUUAUCUUAAGGCGUGUUUUCGAAAGCCUUUCCCACAACCCACAUUCCUGGCAUGCCCCCAUGAGGGAAAGAAUUAGAGAAAUGAAGGCUGGAAAUGGAACUGGGUGGCGUGUAAUCAGUCCUCUGACCUCCCUUCCCCAUCCUCUGCUGGUUUGGUUCAUUCUCCUGCCCCUCAGGCAAGCUGAGGACCCAUCUGGCUGCUUGGUUUGAUGAAAUGGCCCUGGUGCCUUAUGAGCCAGCUCCCAUGCACAUGAACUACCUUCCUCCCUUCUCUGUGCACAAGUCAUAGCACACAAAAGUGUUGCCACAGACUUCAGAACUGCCAGAGAGGGAUGUCCCCUGCAAAAGUAUAAGGACAUAACUUGGCCCUGGGGAUGGAAACCAUCCAUCAGAGCACAUUAGAGCUCCCCAUGGAGAUGGAGGAUGCCAGUCACUCUGGCACCACCACCUUUCUGAUAGGGUAGGGAGAGAGAUGGAGUCUGAGGCUACGUCCCUCCCCUGUGCUCUUGAUCUGCCCCACUGCUUGGUGCAGGUUCCCUCCACUGCUGCCCCUAGCUCUGAAGAAAGGUGCUUUUUCCCACAUUUUAGCUCUUCAGAUGGGUUUGUCCUUCCUCUUCCUUAUUCCCCACAUCCUAAGGAAGAGAAAUUGCACCCUGCAGAUGAAUGGGGGUGGUGCUGGUGGAGAGCCUGCUGGAGGCUGAUGGCCUCUAAUCCCUUGCCUCCAGGUUCAGAGCAUGGAUACUACUUCCAUACUUUCCACAGGGGCUCCGAGUGAUGCACUGUCAGGGAGCUGGGGCAUGAGGGGUGGCAGGAGAUUCACCUCCAGUCCUUUAUUCCUUCCCAUUUUAGUUGAUCCAAAUGCGGAGACUUCAAUGCCUUCCCUAGAGGAGCCAUCCCACUCUGGUUAACCUCUCAGGCAGGAGGUUAGUGCUCAUGGGCACCAGUUUCCUUGUGCUCAGCCUUGGCUUCUCCUGCAUCUCCUGGACAAUCCUCUCCUGUUACACACCCUCCAGAUCCCCAGACCUGCUUAUCCAGUCUCCUGCUUACCUCAAUGUUUGGCUGAGGACUUGGUUUGAGACGUUCCUGCAGCCGGCAUGGCCACCUCGCCUUCCCCUCUCCCUCUUCCCUUCUGGGCUGAGCAUCACAUCUGGUGAGACCUGUGUCACUCCUGCAGGCUUCUGUCAUCUAGAGAGGACGUGUUGGCUGCCCUGGCUUCCUGAGCCCCUUGAAGCCUUUCCUCAGACCACUGUUGGGAGGGAUGGCCUGCCUGCUCCCUGUUGGAUGGCCCCCACCCUCGUGCCAGUGACUGCUUGUUGGGUCUCUGCUGUCCCAAGGCACCCUCUGGAAAUGCAGCAAAGCCUUCUCUGGUGCCAAUGGUGGGAAUGUGGGCAUCCCACGCCAGUAAAGACCAACUGCCCUCUGGAUGAACACCUAUAUGGGGGCCCUGGAGAAGCACUCCCAGGAAAAAUUUGAAAUCUUCAACCUGGAGAUGAAGAUUGGGGACACCCUGAAGGUCAAGGGCAAGAUAUCCGAAGAUGCUGACAGCUUCAGCAUCAAUCUCGGCUGCAAAUCCUCAGAUCUGGCAUUUCACUUCAGUCCCCGCUUCAAUGAGUCUGUCAUCAUCUGCAACUCCAAGUGCUCCACUGUCUGGCAGGAAGAGCAUUGUGAAAACCACCUCCCUUUCUCCAGGGGCUCUACUGUCAAGAUCAUCAUUGAAAUGCUGGACGACAAGUUCAAAGUGAAGCUACCAGAUGGGCAUGAAAUGGAGUUCCCCAAUAGGCACAGCUACAACAAAAUCAGCUACAUGAGCGUCAAGGGAGGCUUCAGGGUUGUGUCCUUCAAGCUGGAUUGA